CUUCCUUUUGUACAAAGGUCAGUAAACAUAACAAGCUGUUUGAGAUCUCUUGGUCAGCAGUAUGGGUCGGCUUGAUGGGAAGACGAUACUGCUGUCUGCAGCAGCACAGGGGAUUGGACGAGCAGCUGCUAUAGCUUUUGCUAAAGAAGGAGCCAAAGUCGUUGCUACAGACAUCAAUGAGUCUAAGCUGCAAGAACUGGAGAAAUAUCCAGGCAUUCAAAUACGGGUUCUGGAUGUCACCAAAAAGGAGCAGAUAGAAAAUCUGGCCAAGGAGAUUGAAAGGAUUGAUGUCCUCUGUAACAUUGUAGGGUUUGUUCAUCAUGGAACCAUUCUGGAGUGCGAGGAGCAAGACUGGAACUUCACUAUGAACCUCAAUGUUCGCAGCGUGUAUCUAAUGAUCAAGACAUUCCUUCCUAAGAUGCUUAAACAGAAAUCUGGAAACAUUAUAAAUAUGUCUUCUGUGGCAUCCAGUGUUAAAGGAGUUGUGAACAGAUGUGUAUAUAGUACUUCAAAGGCAGCAGUUAUUGGUCUAACAAAGUCUGUGGCUGCUGAUUUCAUUGAACAAGGCAUCAGAUGCAACUGCAUAUGUCCUGGAACUGUUGACACACCAUCUUUACAGGAAAGAAUCCAAGCCCAGCCUAACCCAGAACAGGCAUUGAAAGACUUUCUAGCCAGACAGAAGACUGGUAGGAUGGCUACUGCUGAAGAAGUAGCCCAUCUCUUUGUGUACUUGGCCUCUGAUGAAUCUGCCUACGUGACUGGUAAUGAACUAAUCAUCGAUGGAGGAUGGAGCUUGUGAUUGACCCUACCUGCAAAUGGAAACUCAUACUAUGACAGGCAAAAAGUGAGGAUCAUGUUUCUCAGUUAAGAUAGUUUGCGAAGAUUUAGAUCGCUCACAUGAUGUCUUUCAAAACAAAUUUGGUGCAUUUCUACUGCUAUAUGAUCUCUUUAUAGAUUGAUCUUACUGAUUCACUUUUUCCUAAAUAGUGAAACACUGUAGUAAA
This is a messenger RNA of Aptenodytes forsteri (emperor penguin), 1004 nucleotides long. RefSeq names its product 3-hydroxybutyrate dehydrogenase, type 2 (gene BDH2). Bases 62 to 799 code for a protein of 245 amino acids. The record is from RefSeq and is a predicted model, not a curated record. Gene Ontology annotation, cellular component: cytoplasm. Gene Ontology annotation, molecular function: 3-hydroxybutyrate dehydrogenase activity. Gene Ontology annotation, biological process: siderophore biosynthetic process. NCBI's taxonomy places the organism in Eukaryota, Metazoa, Chordata, Aves, Sphenisciformes, Spheniscidae. The transcript has 10 exons.